This is a messenger RNA of Gadus macrocephalus (Pacific cod), 4324 nucleotides long. RefSeq names its product metabotropic glutamate receptor 4-like. Gene Ontology annotation, molecular function: adenylate cyclase inhibiting G protein-coupled glutamate receptor activity. Gene Ontology annotation, biological process: G protein-coupled glutamate receptor signaling pathway; regulation of synaptic transmission, glutamatergic. Bases 1 to 2043 code for a protein of 680 amino acids. The record is from RefSeq and is a predicted model, not a curated record. Gene Ontology annotation, cellular component: membrane. The transcript has 8 exons. NCBI's taxonomy places the organism in Eukaryota, Metazoa, Chordata, Actinopteri, Gadiformes, Gadidae.
AUGGUUCCAGCAGUGGUGCUAACGAUGUUCCUCUCCCCAGGGGGCGUGUGCAUCUCCCAGUCGGUGAAGAUCCCGCGGGAACCCAAACAGGGAGAGUUCGAUAAGGUCAUCCGGAGGCUGCGAGAGAACCCCAACGCCAGGGUGGUCAUCCUGUUCGCCAACGAGGACGACAUCAGACGGCUGCUCCACGCCGCCAAGAAGGCCAACCAAACGGGACACUUCAUCUGGGUGGGCUCCGACAGCUGGGGCUCCAAGAUAUCCCCGGUGCUGGACCAGGAGGAGAUGGCGGAGGGGGCUGUCACCAUCCUGCCCAAGAGACAGUCCGUCAGAGGGUUCGACCGAUACUUCAUCAGCCGCACGCUGGAGAACAACAGGAGGAACAUCUGGUUCGCUGAGUUCUGGGAGAACAACUUCAACUGCAAGCUGAGCCGGCACGCGCUGAAGAAAGGAUCAGGGCUCAAGAAGUGCACAAACCAGGAGCGCAUCGGGAAGGACUCGUCCUACGAGCAGGAGGGCAAGGUGCAGUUCGUGAUCGACGCGGUGUACGCCAUGGCCCACGCCCUCCACAACAUGCACCGGGAGCUGUGCCCGGGCACGGUGACCCUCUGCCCCAAGAUGGACCCGCUCAACGGCACGCUGCUGCUCAAACACAUCCGCCGCCUCAACUUCGCCGGCAUCGCCGGGAACCCGGUCCUGUUCAACGAGAACGGGGACGCCCCGGGCCGCUACGAGAUCUACCAGUACCAGAUCAGGAACCGGACCGCUGAGUACAAGAUCAUCGGCCACUGGACCGACCAGCUGCACCUUAACGUGCGCACCAUGCAGUGGCCGGGCGGCGUGCGCCGGGUGCCCUCCUCCAUCUGCAGCCAGGCCUGCAAGGCGGGCGAGCGCAAGAAGACGGUGAAGGGCAUCCCGUGCUGCUGGCACUGCGAGCGCUGCGACGGCUACCAGUACCAGGCCGACACCUUCAGCUGCAAGAUGUGCCGCUUUGACCUGCGGCCCAACGCCAACCACACGGGCUGCGACGCCAUCCCCAUCGUGAAGCUGGAGUGGAGCUCCCCCUGGGCCGUCAUCCCCGUGCUCAUCGCCGUGGCGGGCAUCAGCGCCACGCUCUUCGUGGUGGUCACCUUCGUGCGCUACAACGACACGCCCAUCGUCAAGGCGUCGGGGCGGGAGCUGAGCUACGUGCUGCUGACGGGGAUCUUCCUGUGCUACGCCAACACCUUCCUGAUGAUCUCCACGCCCGACGUGGGCGUGUGCUCCAUGCGGCGGAUCUUCCUGGGCCUGGGCAUGAGCAUCAGCUACGCGGCGCUGCUCACCAAGACCAACCGCAUCUACCGCAUCUUCGAGCAGGGCGGCGUGUCGGUGAGCGCGCCGCGCCUCAUCUCGCCCGCCUCCCAGCUGGUCAUCACCUUCGCCCUGGCGGCGGUGCAGCUGCUGGGCGUGUGCAUCUGGUUCGGCGUGGACCCGUCGCAGGCCGUCAUCGACUACGAGGACCAGCGCACGUCCAACCCGCUGAUGGCGCGCGGCGUGCUGAAGUGCGACAUCUCGGACCUGUCGCUCAUCUGCCUGCUGGGCUACAGCAUGCUGCUGAUGGUCACGUGCACGGUGUACGCCAUCAAGACCCGAGGCGUGCCCGAGACCUUCAACGAGGCCAAGCCCAUCGGCUUCACCAUGUACACCACCUGCAUCAUCUGGCUGGCCUUCAUCCCCAUCUUCUUCGGCACCUCGCAGUCCACCGAGAAGAUGUACAUCCAGACCACCACGCUGACCAUCUCGGUGAGCCUGAGUGCCUCGGUGUCCCUGGGCCUGCUCUACAUGCCCAAGGUGUACGUGGUCCUGCUGCACCCGGAGCAGAACGUGCCCAAGCGCACCCGCAGCCUGAAGGCCGUGGUCACCGCCGCCACCAUGUCCAACAAGUUCAACCCCAAGGCCAGCCUGAGGCCCAACGGCGAGGCCAAGACCGAGCUCUGCGAGAGCCUGGACUCACAAACCUUCUCCACAAAGCAAACAUACAUCAGCUACAGCAACCAUGCAAUCUAGCGGGGGACCAAGGAAGGCCGGACGCCCGCCAUUGUCAAGGAUUCCACCAUUCUGACCGUGACGACGACGCGUGUGUAUGGAAUUCCGGGCAGCCGGGAGUGUGUGUGUGGGGGCGUGUGCACGUACGGGUGCGCCACCGAUGAUGGAUUUUUCCUGGGACCCAAUGUGGCAAAAGGAUUAACAACGGCAAAGUUUUCUGAGGGAGAGAGGGCCCGAGGGGGAGGACGUCGAGGCUCCAACUUUGACUUGAUGGCGGCCGAGAGACAAAGGAAGAGAGGGGAGCGGGACUUUUUAAGUGUUGUGUGGCGGUUCUGUUGGAUCGGAGCGGGAAGGGGCCUCGGACCUCGAGGGAUCCACGACUGGCUAUGAGGAAAUGUGUUGGAAGUUGUCUGCAACUUUUGUUCUGAUUAUCAUUCAAGUUCUGAGAGGGUGAGUAACUCCAACACUUUUAAGGAGGGUUGGUUUACUUUGGUUACUUUCUGAGUGUCUUUUUUCCGUUACAAAACGUCAUUCCAACAGAACCCCGUUUUUGGUUUCCGAGUUCAUGUUUUUGCUUUUUCUCUAAACGGUCUGUGAUAGGUUAACAGAAACGAAGACUUUGAAAAAUGAUAACAAGAAAAAAAAAAAGAGAAUCAAUCUGCUGAUUUUGAGCAUGCCGGUUUGAACACCCUGUGUCGUGUAAUAAAAAAAAAUCGUAAACAAAAACUAAAGAAAAAAAGUUGGAAUGCGUUCAAACUCUGUUCCAGUGUUGUUACAAUUGUUUGGGCUGCUGCCUACUGUAUGUUUAAAAUCGGUCCUAACUGGUGAAGGUCAAAUCGUGAUUUCUGUUACUUUCUGUUCGUUUCUGUGUGCUACAGUGAGGCCAUGAUAUGUAUUACCAGCUAGCCAAAGGCUGCCACUGCCCUCCGCAUUUUGUGCUUUGAAUCGGUGGCCCACGGCUAAAGCGAACAGUACUUCUCCCCCCCACCCCCCACCCCAGACCAAACUCUAAGUCGUCGCCCCUGUAUGAGCCACCCCAUCACUGCCACCACCUGUCUUCUAGGUCACAGAUAAGGGACAGUUCCAUUAGGGUGGGGGGGAUUAAGAUGAAGUGAGCGCUUGAAUGUGGAUCGCGCGAUAUCCUCUCAAGGUGAUCCAUUACGGAGCAGCGAUCCAAACGACAUUACCUCUUCUUCUCAGGCGUCGUCGCCGUCGCCGCCCCUUCCCCCAACUUGUCUCACCGGCCGUAAGUUUGGACGUCGCGCCAUCACUUUGUCGUUAAGUGUAAAGCCGCCAUUGUUAAGAGUCGACGCUAGCUAGCAUCCGUAGGUCCCUUACAGCGAUCGGACCGAGGUCAGCGGAGUUCCUCGUGCAUAAUGUUAAAUAAGUCGUAAACAUAUCUAAAAUAUCGGAUGAGGAAGAGCGAGGACGUCGCAAAGGCAAGACGCGCAAAGUUUCAAACAUGUACCGUAAAUUUCUAUGUUACUAACUUUCCAUGAUCAUGAAAUAACCUGAUAAACGGAUGACGUACCGCGGUGCAGAAGCCUCGAGUCAUUCAACAUCUUUAGGAAAAUAUGUGAGGAGGAGGAGCGAAGAAGUCGCAAGACUUGAAACUCUCAAAAGUGAACAUUACUAACUAUCCAUUACAAUGAAGUGAAGGGAAUACAGGACGAAUUAACACAUAGAGGUAUCAGAAUAAACAAGGUAUUUAAAGUCCUCUGGAAACACGGUCCGAGGUAGAGCGAGGUAUGUAAACUCUUUGAGUUUGAGUGAAGACCAUCCCAGGGUCCCUGUCGUAUGACGUGAAUCCAUGUUGCUUCUCAUCACCCCCCCAUCCCCCCCCCCCCCCCCGUGUCCCUCAACACCGUGUUGCAGAUCAACUUAAAAAAGACCCAAACGGCCUCCUAAUGUGUGUUGUUAAAUAGACGAUGAUGUCGCUUUACCACCUGACAUACUCUAAGCUAGGAGGGAGGGAAAGUAAAAAAAAAAAAGAAGAACCCAGUGCCUGGCUACCUGAUGAUGAUGUGUUUGUAAAACCUCAUGAAACCUAACAACUUUGUGUGGAGCAUGUUCAGUUAUUUCUUUUUUUAUACCUUUUAUUUCUAUUAAAAACUGUUUUCAAACCACAUACCCCCCCCACCCCCCUUUUUGUUGGUUCCGUUUCAUGUACGGUGUGUGCUUCUUUUGAAAUGUCCCCAUACCUUGAUUCUACAAACCCUGCGGGGGCGCAGAAAUCUAAUGUUUUGUUACAUGCAAAUCAGGUAAACAAAUGGAAAAAUCAAUAAACAUACCAUGCUCCAUC